Molecule: messenger RNA, 1629 nt
Organism: Ectocarpus sp. CCAP 1310/34
Lineage: Eukaryota; Phaeophyceae; Ectocarpales; Ectocarpaceae
Source: the annotation of a GenBank genome assembly
AGCACGACGGCGCGCGACGCUCAGCGGAAGGAGAGAGACCAAACUGCGCGAGAAGCUCAAGGAAGUCACAUACUACACUUUUCAUCCGAUGUCGGCAACUGGAAACCGCUGUACCGCGUGCCUUAGAGGAGAACGAGAAGCUUCUGCCUUGCGGCACAUGAGGCCCAGGACCAGCAGCCAAGUCCGGGCGUUCGUAGACGAGAUUGGCAUUGCAAACCAGUUGCCUGCCUUGGACGAGGGGGGGUUAGGUGAGAGCACCGUCACACUGUGCAGGCGUUCUGGUUGCUUGCUGCAAUUGUACAAAAAGCACAAUCAAAGGAUGAGCAAGGAGCAGAGUAAAGACCGGAGAGCACGUAAGGCAGCGCAGACACCGCGCCAUGCCACGGGUAUGUGGACUUUACCUGAACCACAAACGCACCUGAAGCGACGGUGGCUUGAUUGGUACUGCACUUCACCUGAGGCGGUGGAUGCUUUGCUGGGUGCUGUGUCCAUCACAGGAUGUAAUUUGGACAUGUGCGGCGGGCCCACGGACGCCGUGGCGACCCGUCUUAGACCCACGUGUGAGGUUUUCACGAACGACACACCGCGCCAUGCCACGGGUAUGUGGACUUUACCUGAACCACAAACGCACCUGAAGCGACGGUGGCUUGAUAGGUACUGCACUUCACCUGAGGCGGUGGAAGCUUUACUGGGUGCUGUGUCUAUCACAGGAUGUAUUUUGGACAUGUGCGGCGGGCCCACGGACGCCGUGGCGACCCGUCUUAGACCCACGUGUGAGGUUUUCACGAAAGACGUGAGCUCGGGGCGUCCCGCGGAUACCAACCUUGACGCCAGCUUGGAGUCCCUCCCGGACGACUUUGUCGCAGCUUGCUCGGGGAAGAGGCCUGACUGGGUGGUGACGAGCCCUCCGUAAAAAAGUGUUCUUACUUUUGUCAAGGUCGCAAUGCCGUUGGCUACGAGAGGCGUGGCGGUCAAACUUCCCCUUUCUUUUCUGGAACCCUGCGCCGACCGGGCCAAGCGUCUUCCUACGGAGAGCCAAAUACACACGUGUGAACAAUUAAAGAUGGGCGAAUUCUGGGGUGUGUGGUAUACUCAGGACAUUAGCUGCGACACCACGACGAGGCUUGUCUUCUGUUCUGAUUAGCAUGGCUGCGAUUUCGAGCACAGGAUGGUCGGAUGUGCAAGUUUAGCGUGUGAAAUUGUUUGGUUCGAGCGGGGUAAUAAACAAGGCGAAACGUUCCUUCCGAGUUUCUUAAAAAAGGAACAAUGGUUGUCGGAGGAGAUGCCUCUAACACGGCUGUGUGGGGGAUGGGGCAUAAUCGGAUAGUGUAAUGACUCGAGCACGAUCGAAGGUGCCAGCGCGUGCACGAAAAUUGGUUCUGAGGUGCUCCCUUUUCUAUUGUCGUGGUCUCGGCAUGAAGAAGGAAUUGCUUGGCACGCGUGUUCCUUGCGUAAGAACAAACAAAAACGCGGUGUAUGGGGUGGACGAUGAAAGAGUGGCUGAGUUCCUUGAAGUGAAGCAGUUGCCAGCACCUGUGACACCGCUCAUGGUGAAACUUGACCAUGUGCCAAUGCAAGCUAACAACAAUGUUUUGCUAACCGAUACACGAAAAGCAAACCGACGCCUCA